GAAGAAUACAAGUCUCCGCUCUCGCUCGUUCAGCUAGCCCGCGCUCAACUCAGCUGUUGUAUUACCAUUACAUAGUCAGUAGCGGUAGUUUCGGUGCCUCGAGUAUUCUCCACGUCUAGCCUGUACAGAAAAGCAGCCGAGAUGAGCUCCAGGAGGGCAGUUCAGACGGCUGUGACUUGGGGAAAGAUCCAGAGUCAGAGCUGCAACCAGGCGCACAAGAUCGCCAAGAAACCCAAGGCAGUGAAUGUUUGGCAGCUUGCUCCAGCGACCAAUACAGACGUCGUGGGUUUGAAUAAGAGCUCCACGUCUUCCCGACCCGCUGCUGAUCUUCGUGUCACGUCACCUGCAACGAAUAACAAAGACGGCAUGGAAGCCUUAGUCGGAGUUGGUAUGGCAGCGGCAGGCGCAGCCACAGCUGUAGUGGCCGCCCCGGCUGUUGUAGCCGCGGUUGGCUUUGGUACGGUCGGCAUUGCUGCCGGGUCGGUUGCCAGCGGUAUGAUGUCGGCAUCUGCCAUUGCCAGUGGCGGUGGUGUGGUUGCAGGCGGUGCUGUUGCCGUCCUGCAAUCGGCCGGGGCUGGUGGUGCAGGUCUGGUGCUGGUGAAGGGAGUGGCUGCGGCCACUGGGGCUGCGGUGGGCGCAGGUGCCGCAGGUGUUGCUGCUAUCGUCGGAUGAGGUAGAGAUGCUUGUUGUCUGCAGUAAGCCGCUGAGCUAGCUAUUGUUCAUGAAUGUGUGUCUCUACCACCUGCACGUCUUCACACUGUUCUCAUUGUCCAUGCUGCCUUUGCCAGUAUACUGUAUGCUGUGAAAGUUGCGGAUCUUCUCUUUCCCCCUGUUUUUGGCAGUAAUAAUGAUUCUAAACGUUUGGAAAAACAUAAACACAAUACUCAAAUCCCUCAUACUUAUUCACGUGUCUUGCAUCCUACAAAGUGUGUCUUUAGCUCUUUCAUCAUGGAAGACACCUUGCUGCCGAAGAAGUUUCAACCACAUUUCCAUAAAGCAUAUUAUUAUGGUCUUCCAGCACUUUGUCAUUCCUUUCUCUUUUUGUUGUGAAGUCAAGUUCAUCUCCUCUGUCACACAGUCUGUUUUGCUCCAAUGUAAUCUCCUCCCUGCAGCGCAUUUCCAUAUCACCAAUCAAACUUAUAAUUAUUAGCAUGAAAGUCUGAUACCUUCUUCUCUGUA
Molecule: messenger RNA, 1179 nt
Organism: Sycon ciliatum
Lineage: Eukaryota; Metazoa; Porifera; Calcarea; Leucosolenida; Sycettidae
Product: protein kinase shaggy-like
Exons: 3
Coding region: 142-672 (176 amino acids)
Cellular component (GO): membrane
Source: RefSeq, a predicted model, not a curated record